This is a messenger RNA of Diprion similis, 1455 nucleotides long. Its product is annotated as G-protein coupled receptor dmsr-1. Lineage: Eukaryota; Metazoa; Arthropoda; Insecta; Hymenoptera; Diprionidae. Gene Ontology annotation, molecular function: G protein-coupled peptide receptor activity. The transcript is spliced from 4 exons. The record is from RefSeq and is a predicted model, not a curated record. Bases 107 to 1288 code for a protein of 393 amino acids. Gene Ontology annotation, cellular component: membrane. Gene Ontology annotation, biological process: G protein-coupled receptor signaling pathway.
ACAAACCUGGACGGAGAUGUGAUGCACAACCUGGCUGAAGUCCAGCCUGAUGCGAAUCAGCUGAUCGCUAUUCUACCUCAAGCACUUGUUGCACGAAUCAACGACGAUGAAUCGCCACCAGAACUUGUCGGACUUGUACAAAAAGCUGAACAUAACCGAGGAGGACAUCGACUACCUAAACAACUUCACCAUUCCUUCGUCCGACGACAAGUACUGCUACUGCAACGGCGUAGUUCGUGACCUUGCCCUCUCCUACAAGGUCUACCACGGCUACGUUGCCCUGAUAGUCUGCAUAUUCGGAAGCGUCGCGAAUAUGCUGAACAUCGUAGUUCUCACCCGGAAGGACAUGGCUUCGGCUCCCAUCAAUCGCAUACUCACAGGACUUGCCACCGCCGACAUGCUCGUCAUGUUCGAGUACGUUCCAUUCGCCGUUUACAAGUACCUCAUCCUUCCAGGACACAAAGUCUUCCCUUAUGGCUGGGCGGUCUUCGUGCUCUUUCACAUGCACUUUGGCCAAGCCCUCCACACCAUCAGCAUAGGAUUGACCCUCACUCUUGCGGUCUGGAGAUACAUCGCUAUCAGGUUCCCCCAACACAAUCAUGCCUGGUGCACCGCUGCUCGGUGCAGAGUCGCACUCUGGAGCAGUUUCCUCGCCCCUUUCAUCGCCUGCGCUCCAAGCUAUCUGGUCUUCGGGAUCAGGGAGGAAAGCCUGGAGGAAAAUGGCCGGGUGGAAAUACUCUACUACGUCGAUGCGAUGGACGCAAACACGACGGGAAAGAGGUUCCUUAUUCAGUUGAACUUUUGGAUGUUGGGCGUCGUCGUCAAGCUUCUUCCCUGUCUGAUUUUGACCGUCAUUAGCUGCUGGCUGAUCAAGGCCUUGUACAGGGCGAAGGGAAGAAAACAGGCGCUGAGGGAUUACAAUCCGUGUGCCAUUAACACAAUGAAAAACGGGGGUUCCCGGAGAGCCAGCAAGUCCGAGAGACGGACCGACCGGACAACUCGGAUGAUGGUUGCCGUGCUGCUCCUCUUCCUCGUCACCGAAUUCCCGCAGGGGAUUCUGGGCCUGCUUUCAGCCGUGCUGGGAGAGUGUUUCUUCCGGAACUGCUAUCACAGCUUGGGGGAGAUUAUGGACAUCCUCGCGCUCCUGAACGGCGCCAUUAACUUCAUUCUCUACUGCUCGAUGUCACGGCAAUUCAGGACGACCUUCGGCCACCUUUUUAAACCCAGGAUAAUGAAGAAGUGGCAUCCUGCCACGCAGCAGACCGAUAUACAGAGCACUUAUGUAUGAUACAGGCCUUGCAAUGCCCCGAUUCAAGUCAGCUGCUUUUAACCCUUCCGUCUGUUGUGUGCGUUUCACCCCCUGCAGUGCCUCGCACUUAUUGGCUGUGCAAAAACCCUCGUGUCUGUAUUUUCUCAUCUUUGAAAAACUCGACGAUGGCGCGCCGAGAGAAAUUU